This is a messenger RNA of Aspergillus terreus NIH2624, 1071 nucleotides long. RefSeq names its product putative solute transporter. NCBI's taxonomy places the organism in Eukaryota, Fungi, Ascomycota, Eurotiomycetes, Eurotiales, Aspergillaceae. Bases 1 to 1071 code for a protein of 356 amino acids. Gene Ontology annotation, cellular component: Golgi apparatus; membrane. Gene Ontology annotation, molecular function: antiporter activity. The record is from RefSeq and is a predicted model, not a curated record. The transcript has 3 exons.
AUGGUCAUCACUACGAAAGAACCUUCAACAAGUGAGAAGGCUAGAUGGCCUACACAGUGGCUAUGCAGCUGGGGCGCCAGCCCAGCACAUACAGCAGAAUGGAAUCUAGCAGGAAAGGACCGAGCCCGUCUUGGUUUCUGGGUUUUAGUGAACAUUGUGGCUACAGUUUCAAUCGUGAGCCUUUCCUACCAUAGCUUGACAGAAAGUCGGUAUACUGAACGGUGCAAGGUGUUCACCAAUAAGUCGAUUUUUGCCAACGGGUCAUUCGGCAACUGCCAGAUUGGCUUCGCAUGCUACCACUUUUUUGUCACAGGCUUCACCUUGUGGAUUGCAUCGCGACCUUGGUGUGGCGUUUUCACCGCAAAACGAGUUCCAGUCCUUCAGACGCUCCACCUUGCUAUCUUGAUGUGCUUGCAAGUCAUCCUACAGAAUCUCUCGUUGGCCUUUUCAUCUGUCAUAUUCUACCAACUCGUGCGACUACUUUUGACACCACUCACGGCUUUGUUGAACUUUCUCCUCUACCGCGCAACCAUUCCAAAGGCGUCCAUCCUGCCCUUGAUAAUGCUGUGCGCGGGCGUUGGGACUGUAUCAUACUAUGAAUCCCUGCCUAAAACGCACGGCAACAUCACGACAUCCUCUCAAGGUGCAGUCUUUGCCUUCACUGGCGUCGUUGCCAGUUCUCUAUACACUGCAUUCAUCGGACAUUAUCACCGAAGAUUCGAAAUGAGUAGCGUGCAGCUCCUCUUCAAUCAAGCACCCAUGAGCGCAGUUGUGCUUCUCAUUGUGGCUCCCUUUUUCGAAAAACCGUCCACAGACGUUGUGGUCUCUGGGUCGUUAUGCGUUUCUAUUCUUGCGAGUGGUGUACUAGCUUGUCUUGUCAACCUGUCCCAAUUUUUUAUCAUUGACGCUGUUGGCCCUGUUAGCAGCACCGUCAUCGGCCACUUGAAAACUUGCAUAAUUAUCGGAUUAGGCUGGCUCUGGAGUGAUAGGCCGAUCUCGAGGGAAAGCAUCGGCGGGAUUUUCAUGGCCUUGGCUGGAAUGACUCUGUAUGUGAUGACCCGUUACGCUUGA